This is a messenger RNA of Phyllostomus discolor (pale spear-nosed bat), 3104 nucleotides long. RefSeq names its product histone deacetylase 10 (gene HDAC10). The transcript is spliced from 19 exons. Lineage: Eukaryota; Metazoa; Chordata; Mammalia; Chiroptera; Phyllostomidae. The record is from RefSeq and is a predicted model, not a curated record. Bases 779 to 2944 code for a protein of 721 amino acids. Gene Ontology annotation, molecular function: histone deacetylase activity. Gene Ontology annotation, cellular component: histone deacetylase complex. Gene Ontology annotation, biological process: chromatin organization.
CGAUUCGGGCUCCCGGCUCCCGCUGUACUCGCAGCUCUGGCUUCGCUGGCUUCAUUCAUCAUUCCGUCGUCCACCCCUCGCCCAGACCCUCUCUCCGCCCGCCUUUCCCGCGCCCCACGCUGCCGCGUCUCCUGGCCAGCUUGCCGCCAGCUCUUUGGCCGGGGACCUUCUUGGAGCUUAAAUCGGACCCUUGUCACUCCCUUCUUAAACCCCGGGGGCAGCGCCCUGUAGCGGGCAGCCCAGGCCAGGCCCCAGGCGGCCGGGCGCUCUCCUGCCGCGCGUCCUGGCUCCUGAGACCCCGGAUCCGUGCUCCUUCCCUCGCUGCUACUCCUGGAGCUCACAUGGGUCUGGGGGUGUUGGGGUGCAGGGGCACCGUCCAUGGCACGCUGUGUGAAUGCCGAGACUUCCGCGUGGGUCCGGGCACACUAGCCCUAGGCCCUCACGCGCGUCCCCUCUUAUCGCUAAAGGGGAACGAGGCCUGCCCGGCUCCAGGUAGGAGGAGCUGGAGCGGCGAGGGGGCGGGACGGCCCCAGUGCGAGUCUCGCAGGAAGCCGGAAGCCUGACCGUAGGUGCCACCUUGCCGUCCUCGACUCCAUCCGAGCCGGGCUGUAGCCUCGGGACUCCUUCCUGCCUGGGCGCUGCGUGCUCCUGCCCAGGCUGGGUGCUGGCUGCAUCCGCUGUGGCCAAGCGUUCGCUGCUCCCUGGGGCUGCAAGGUGGGGACCGGCAACGCAGUCAACCCGGGCUGGGGCGUCCGGCCCUCGCACCCACGCCUGAGCCAUGAGGACGGCACUCGUGCACCACGAGGACAUGAAGGCCGCUAGGCUGCUCUGGGACGACCCCGAGUGUGAGAUCGAGUGUCCUGAGCGCCUGACCACCGCCCUGGGACGCCUGCAGCAGCGGGGCCUGGAGCAGAGGUGUCUGCGAUUGACGGCCCGAGAGGCCUCGGAAACGGAGCUGGGCCUGGUGCACAGCCCAGAGUACGUGGCCCUGUUGCGGGGGACCCAGGCCUUGAGCACGGAGGAGCUCCAGGCACUGUCGGGACGGUUCGAUGCUGUCUACUUCCAUCCGAGUACGUUCCACUGUGCCCGGCUGGCCGCGGGGGCUGGGCUGCAGCUGGUGGACGCAGUGCUGACGGGGGCUGUGCACAACGGGCUUGCCCUGGUGAGGCCUCCUGGGCACCACAGCCAGAGGGCCGCCGCCAAUGGGUUUUGCAUGUUCAAUAAUGUGGCCAUAGCGGCCAAGCACGCCCAGCGGGAACAUGGGCUGCACAGGAUCCUCAUUGUUGACUGGGACAUCCAUCAUGGCCAGGGCAUCCAGUAUAUUUUUGAGGACGACCCCAGUGUCCUUUACUUCUCCUGGCACCGCUACGAGCACGGGCGCUUCUGGCCCUACCUGCCAGAGUCCGACGCAGACGCCGUCGGGCAGGGCCGGGGCCGAGGCUUCACGGUCAACCUGCCCUGGAACCAGGUCGGGAUGGGAAAUGCCGACUACGUGGCCGCCUUCCUGCACGUGCUGCUCCCCCUGGCUUUCGAGUUUGACCCUGAGCUGGUGCUAGUGUCAGCAGGAUUCGACUCGGCGAUCGGGGAUCCCGAGGGGCAGAUGCAGGCCACGCCAGAGUGCUUCGCCCACCUCACGCAGCUGCUGCAGGUGCUGGCUGGCGGCCGGGUCUGCGCCGUGCUGGAGGGUGGCUACCAUCUGGAGUCGCUCUCCGAGUCCGUGUGCAUGACAGUGCGGUCCCUGCUGGGUGACCCCGCACCGCCCCUGUCAGGGCCCAUGGUGCCACGUCACAGUGCCCUGGAGUCCAUCCAGAGCGUGCGGGCAGCCCAUGCCCCUCACUGGCUGAGCCUCCAGCAGCAAGGCUCCACCCCUGUCCUGAGUCCCAGCACCUACUCCCCGGAGGGGAGGCCCUCACCUCUGCUGCCUGGGGGCCCUGAACUGAAGGCCGCAGCAGCCCAAGCCACAGUGGCACUAAGGGCCCUCCUGGACCAGCUGCACCUGCGCCCCACGCCACCUGUCCGCAUGGCUGUUGCUCUGACUCCCCUGGACACUGCCCUGGUCCUACCCCCCGAUGUCCUCCAUCAGGAGGGGUCAAGCCCGAAGGAGGAGACACAGGCCUGGGCCAGGCUACACGAGGCCCUGGCCACGGAGGAGGCUGUCACUGCCCUUGGGAAGAUCCUGUAUCUCUUGGAUGGGAUCUUGGAUGGGCAGGUGAGCAGCGGCCUCACAGCCACCCCGGCCCCAGCCACAGUGGCCAUUCUGGACGUGGCCCUCCGGCACAGCCUGUCCCGGGGAGCCCAGAGGCUUCUCUGCGUGGCCGUGGGACAGCUGGAUCGGCCAUCGGACCUUGCUGACGAUGGGAGGACUCUGUGGCUGAGCGUCAGGGGCAAGGAGGCAGCUGCCCUGUCCAUAUUCCAUGUCUCCAUGCCACUGCCGGGGACGACUGGUGGGUUCCUGAACUUUGUCCUGGCGCUGGUGCUGCCCCUGGCCUAUGGCUUCCAGCCCGACCUGGUGCUCCUGGCCUUGGGGACAGCCCACGGUCUGCGGGAGUCCCAAGCUGCGCUGCUGGCUGCGCUGUUGCGAGUGCCGGCAGGGGGCCGAGUCUUGGCCCUCCUGGUUGAGGAGUCCGCACCCCAGCUGGCAGGUGUCCUGGCCCAGGUGCUGCAUGGAGAGGCGCCCCCCAGCCUGGGCCCCUUCUGCGUGGCCUCCCCAGGGGACAAGCAGGCCCUGAUGCACCUGAGAAGGCAGCUGGAGUCUCAGUGGAAGAUGCUGCAGGUGGCCGGUGAGACUAGGGGAUACGGCUUACACGGAAUGCCUGGGACCCUGGGGGACAAUCCUGCUUUAGAGCUCCGUGUGGACAGUGGCUGCGUCCUGAGAGCGGGGCGCUGCCCUGAACCGGCACAGCAGUGCCAAGCGGAUUGCGCGCCUCUUCCAGCUCCCGCUUGAGUGCUGCUGACCUGGCUGCUUGACACCGGCCAGGGCGGAGGUAUUUGCACCCUGGAAAUGACACCGCAGACCGGAACCCCCUGUUAAACAUUCACCGGCACAUUGGGGCCUUGUUCCCGACGUCCCGCGCGCUGGUGCAGGUUCAGGAGCGUUUUGUCGG